Messenger RNA from Episyrphus balteatus (marmalade hoverfly), 940 nucleotides. RefSeq names its product 60S ribosomal protein L8 (gene RpL8). The coding region runs from base 117 to 893 and encodes 258 amino acids. Gene Ontology annotation, cellular component: ribosome; cytosolic large ribosomal subunit. Gene Ontology annotation, biological process: cytoplasmic translation. Gene Ontology annotation, molecular function: structural constituent of ribosome; RNA binding. The record is from RefSeq and is a predicted model, not a curated record. The transcript has 3 exons. Lineage: Eukaryota; Metazoa; Arthropoda; Insecta; Diptera; Syrphidae.
AUCUAAUCUGUAAGUUGGUACAACUGUCACAAAAACUGACAUUUUGCAUUUUUCUUGUUUUUUCUACCCUCUCUUUCUUUUCUUUUUCAAAAGGCUUUCGAUCUUAAAAGCCAAUAAUGGGUCGCGUUAUUCGUGCACAACGUAAGGGAGCUGGGUCCGUCUUCAAGGCCCACGUUAAGAGACGCAAGGGAGCCGCCAAACUUAGGCCUUUGGAUUUUGCUGAACGUCAUGGCUACAUCAGGGGUGUAGUUAAAGAAAUCAUUCACGAUCCAGGUCGUGGUGCUCCAUUAGCAGUUGUUCACUUCCGUGAUCCUUACCGCUACAAGGUCCGCAAGGAAAUGUUCAUUGCCCCCGAGGGUAUGCACACUGGCCAGUUCGUCUACUGCGGACGCAAAGCCACCCUCCAAAUCGGCAAUGUCAUGCCUUUGUCCCAAAUGCCCGAAGGUACAAUCAUCUGCAACUUGGAAGAGAAGACCGGUGAUCGUGGCCGUUUGGCCCGUACCUCUGGCAAUUACGCCACAGUCAUUGCCCACAAUCCAGACACAAGGAAGACCCGUGUCAAGCUGCCUUCAGGAGCCAAGAAGGUUGUUCCAUCUGCUAACCGUGCCAUGGUUGGUAUUGUUGCUGGUGGUGGUCGUAUCGAUAAGCCCAUAUUGAAGGCUGGUCGUGCUUACCACAAAUACAAGGUGAAGAGGAACAGCUGGCCAAAGGUACGUGGUGUUGCCAUGAACCCUGUUGAACAUCCUCACGGAGGUGGUAACCAUCAACAUAUUGGUAAGGCUUCGACUGUUAAGAGGGGAACUUCAGCCGGUAGAAAGGUUGGUCUUAUUGCUGCCCGUCGUACCGGUAGGAUUCGUGGUGGUAAGGUUGACACCAAGAAGGAUGCUAAGUAGAUUUAUUCCCGUUAAUGAUAGAGUUGUGUACUUUUAUUUUAAAGAAC